AUGAGAGGAUUGUCGACAUCUUCCAUUGGAAGAGAAGAAUGUGAAGGAUUAAAUCUAUCUGGCUCUCUACGGAAGCUCUUUUGUCGUGUUAGUGUAGUUGGUGAGUUUGAUCGAACUCUUUUAUGGGGUGUAGAUGUGUUUACCUUAUGCGGGAUUGACUGCUUCAUUGGUGCCACAACUUGUUUUGCUGGUAAAUCCAAUUUUUUGGCAUACACAUUUGGUGACAUUAGCAACUGUGAUCGUUCCUUGAUUGAAUUGAUGCGGGUUAUGUGCGGAUUUUCCUUGACACAUGACCACAAGAACUCGUUGGAGAAUGAUCGAUCCUUCGAGCUCAAGACCGUAGAUCCACUGGAGAGUGAUGAGUAUGAACUAAUUGUUGUAGUGUUGCUAUUGGUGCAAGUGGAAGAAGAAACGGAAGAAGAUGUGGAUGUGGUAGGUGAAGGGGGGAUGGGGAGAUUUUGUUUGAUACAGGAGUGGGAAUUUUAG
Messenger RNA from Dovyalis caffra, 486 nucleotides. The record is from the annotation of a GenBank genome assembly. Lineage: Eukaryota; Viridiplantae; Streptophyta; Magnoliopsida; Malpighiales; Salicaceae.